This is a messenger RNA of Aedes albopictus (Asian tiger mosquito), 1960 nucleotides long. RefSeq lists its product as uncharacterized. The coding region runs from base 461 to 1618 and encodes 385 amino acids. The record is from RefSeq and is a predicted model, not a curated record. Gene Ontology annotation, biological process: DNA integration. NCBI's taxonomy places the organism in Eukaryota, Metazoa, Arthropoda, Insecta, Diptera, Culicidae. The transcript has 2 exons. Gene Ontology annotation, molecular function: nucleic acid binding.
GUGCGGUGUUGAUUCAAGAGAACAGCGAAGGAAAGCCUCGUAUCAUCAGCUUUGCCUCAAAGUCACUAUCAGCGACCGAGAAAAAGUACGCCCAGAAUCAGCGAGAGGCGCUUAGCGCCGUUUGGGCAGUGGAGCAUUUCUCCUAUUUUCUACUUGGUCGACAUUUAUUUUGCGGACGGACGCUCAAGGAAUAACCUUCAUCCUGAACAGAUCGCGUGAAGAAUCCAAACGCGCACUAGCAAGAGCUGACGGUUGGGCUCUUCGUCUUAGUCCCUAUGACUAUGAAAUUGAAUACGUCAGAGGAUUGGAUAACAUUGCGGAUCCAUCAUCGCGACUGUAUUGAGGUAAUGAUGACGAGUUUAACGAAGAAGUAAGCCCAUGGGAAGUCUGCGCAUUACAAUCAGGUAGCAUCGAAUUCCUGACAGAAGAAGAAAUUCGUGAAUUCACAAAGCGAGACGAAAUGCUGAUGCAGGUUGUUCAAGCUAUGGAAACUCAAAAAUGGCCCAGAGAUUUGUUGAAAUACAAAUCCGUUGCGACCGAGCUUAGGUUCAACGAUGGAAUACUGUCGAAAAACGGUUGUGCCGUUAUUCCUCAAGCACUCCGAGAAAAAACGCUUGAGAUCGCUCACGUGGGACAUCCACUGGAAGCAAAGUUGAAAAGUAUCCUACGUAGGCGUGUUUGGUGGCCUGGCAUGCCAGGUGAUGCCGAAAAGUGGGUAAAAUCCUGUGCCGUUUGUGCAGUCAAUGGGCGACCGGAAAGACCACCCCCGAUGCGCAGGAAAUUCGCCCCAAAGGGCGUCUGGGAGACAGUGGCUCUUGACUUCAAUGGGCCUUAUGUUAAACUUGGAGGGAUCUCGAUCUUAGUUAUCAUAGAUCUUCGUUCCAGGUAUGCAAUAGCACGACCGGUAAAGUCUACUAAAUUUGAACACACCAGAGCAGUGUUAGACACUGUUUUCGAGAGGGAAGGAAUCCCAAGAGCAAUGAAGUCCGAUAAUGGGCUACCAUUUAACGGUGAGGACUACGCUUGUUACUGCUCUGAACGUGGAAUACAAACGAUUUUUUCGACCCCAUUCUACCCGCAACAAAACGGCCUGGUAGAAGGCUUUAUGAAGGUGGUUAAUAAAGCUAUGUCCGCCGCACUGUCUUCAGGAACUAGUUACAAGAAGGAACUAGAAGCUGCUGUUCAAGCAUACAAUGCAGCAGAACAUAGCAUUACUAAACUGGCUCCAGAAGAAAUCAUGACCGGUCGUAAGAUAAAACGUGGAUUGCCACUCAUCAACUACGGAAAGGCCGAAUAUGAUGAACAGUCUUUGGAUGCAAAUGAUCGAGAAGCUAAAGUGGCAUCGAAGGAACGAGAGGACCCCCGGCGGGGAGCCAAACCGUGCGAAAUAAAACCAGGUGAUACCGUCAUCGUGGAGCGUCCUUCCAGGGGAAAAGGCGACAGCAGAUUCGAUACGAAGCGUUUCACCGUGCUGCAGGAAGAUAACGGCAGUUUGGUCCUCUGUGAUCCGGAGGGUCAUCAACUCAAGCGCCACGUCUCUCAAACAAAAAAGGUUCAGCAGUGGCGACGUACGGUGCCGCCAAGGAUAUCCGAAGCUCGUCCAGGUUCCGUGCCGUGAUGGUACCGAAGUUAGUGGACGACCCGAUAGGACCAAGCGGCCACCAGCGUAUUUGGCCGACUACACUCAAACGGUAGAACAAUCUUGAAAGACGAUGGAGAAAAUAUCGAAUGUUCAAUGAAAUCCUCUUUUGCUACAUCUUAAAUACAUACUGUGAUCAUUUUGAUUGAUUGAUUUUUGAGUUUCUUAUUGCUUGUACUUCCUCAAGUUUUCUUCAGUUGAACUGGAUACGUCUUAUUGCUUGAGAUUCUUGGGGAAAAUUGGACUGUCAUGUAGAAAUCUUCAUGGGCUACUAAGUUUUCAUCAUGAAAAUUGGCAUGUGGUUGUUCUCAAGGUAGCAAU